This is a messenger RNA of Sesamum indicum (sesame), 1312 nucleotides long. RefSeq lists its product as uncharacterized. Lineage: Eukaryota; Viridiplantae; Streptophyta; Magnoliopsida; Lamiales; Pedaliaceae. The record is from RefSeq and is a predicted model, not a curated record.
ACCAUCUAUCCUUUCUUACAACCAGAAAAGAAGGGACAAACACCAAAUACUCAAUUCAAUCAAGAAACCAACCCCCUCCCUCGCAAAAAACACAAAAAACCAAAAUCCUCAUGAUCCCCAUCUCCGCCGCACCCGCAGCCGAUAUCUCACACACUACGCACAAUCACAAUAACAAAACCACCAUAUAAAUCAUAUAGCCAUGCAAUCCAACAACAUUAUCAUUCCCAAUAAUCUCAACAAAAGAACAAACACUUGUACACCGUCAAGAAAAAACAACAACAAUAAUAUUACGAGUAUCAAUACCAUUCCUCACCACCGUAGCCAUGUCUCCACCACCCAGGCAUGCGCCGCAUGCAAGUACCAACUCCGCAAGUGCGCCUCCGACUGCAUCCUCGCCCCGUACUUCCCGCACGACCGCCAACGCCAGUUCUUGAACGCCCACCGCCUAUUUGGCGUUAGCAACAUCGUCAAGAUCAUCCGUCACCUCGACCCACCGGCCAGGGACCACGCCAUGCGGACCAUCAUCUUCCAAUCCGAAGCACGUGCGGCUGACCCCGUCGGUGGCUGUUACCGGAUUAUACGUGAGCUUGAGCAACAGAUAAGCCUCGUCAAGGCGGAGCUCGAGAUCGUGCUCCACCAGCUCACGCUGUGCCGUGCUGCCGCAGCACGACAGGUGGAGUCGACGCCUCUGUCGUCCAUUAGCGGGGAGCUCGCGUGGUCGUGCAAUGAAGAGGCAAAAUGGGGGGGAGAUUGCGGAGAGAACGAUGAUGAUGAGGUGGUGGUGAUAAAUGAUGUGAAUUUAUGGAAUUGCAUGCAUGAAAAUACGAACGGAUAUGCAGAGUCUAUAUCUUCUUCGUUUGCAGCUCAAGAUCAUCAUCGGAGGAGCCUUUCGUUCGACGAAUGCAAUCAUGAUAUGAAGGCCAUUCUUGAUCAUUUGUCGGGUGAUGAUCAUGAUGGGACACAUGAGGAGUUCAAGUUUGAUUCGCAUGGGAACAUUCUACCAAGCAAAAAUGCGAUCCUGACAGAGGAAAACCCGACAUUCAAGGAAGAGGAUGAGCCCUUAUCAUAUAUUCAAGAUCACCACGAUUUAAAGGCUGCAGCCACAUUCUUCACCCUCACAAACUGUGAUUUUUAACGUUUUCAACACAAAGCUUUGUAGACAAGUGAGUAGUACUCAUCUAUAUAUGCACGUACAUUAUUUUUGCUACUUGUUAAUUUUCAACAUUCUUUCCAUUCAUUUUUCCCCCCUUUUUUUCUUCUUUGUAUUAUUGCAUAGAAAAUAGCAAAUUAAAACGACACAUUUCUCAUUUUC